CGACAAUAACUGUUGUGCCAUUCAACAGAGCGUCUUCCAGCUCUUUCACAGCCUCCCAUCGAUUUGCGGAGAACAGGCGCCUGUGGUUGAGGUUCGGUCUGGAAAGCGGCGGAGGAUGGACGGAAUUUGGUGGGAAGAGAGGUUUUGCGUGAGGAGUGCAGUUUGAGUUGAUUUUCCUGAACGGUCGACACCUUCAAAGACAAUUAAAGCGCCGCGCCGACGCGGCAUAUUUGCCAGCAUGCUGAAUGGGUGUUGGUAAGUAGAAAACAACGCGUCGUCCGUUGUGGUCCAUGCCCGUCCGACUCUGACUCACGUCCGUCCUUCCCAAUUCCUGCGAGUGCCAAAUCUUUGCACGAUAUCGUGCUAUUUGUAUUGCCAGACUCUUCUUAUUUUCAAAUUGAAUCUGCCUAGCUCGACUGUGGAAGGCUUGCUCCACCAUUGCCUGCCAGCGCCGUGAGAGUACCGGUGUAUUUCAAGUCAAAGCUCAAUCACCUGGAAGGCUGCACCUUGCCUUUCGGCUGCUUGCGCACUUGCUCCGGCAAAAGCGUGAUGGAGGAGGACAUUGACAUGUUCGACUAUGGUGGAACCUUGGGCGGCCUCCGUGACGGGGAACCAGACCUUGGCGGCAAGGUCUUGCCGGAGCAUGAUCGAUCGAACUCGUCGACAUCGUCGUUCUCGAGCACCAUAUCUGCAAAUAAUUCCAUGCGCAGGCCAACCUCACUGAACCAGUUUGCGGAAUGCCAGCCGGAGCUACAAAUUACUUCUCCGAAUCUUGUACAGUUACUGAAAGAUGAGAUGACAGCAUACUAUAGAGGUCAGGGUAGCCAUAGAAAUGAUGUUGGAGUGAUUCGGACCAACAUACCGUUGCACCCCGCUGGGUAUGUUGGCUACUUUGAGGUAGAGGUUUUGGAUGCCGGGGAAAGAGGCUGCGUCUCUAUUGGCCUCUCGCACAGUGAAUCUUCGGCUAAUAAGCAUGCUGGAUCGGAUUCAAGGUCUUGGAGCUGGCUUGGAGCUGAAGCCCGUCGACUUCACGACUCGCGGCGAGACCCAUACGCAGCGGGUGUGAAGAUUAAAAGCAAAGAUGUGAUGGGAUGCGGAUACCACUUCGAAAAGGGUGUCAUUUUCUUUACACUGAACGGACGAUCACUAGGUGUGGCGUUCCAGGAUGCUAAAGGUGAUCUCUUUCCUACAGUCGGCUUGCACAGCCCCGGAGAAUGUGUAAGACUUAAUUUCGGGGGAAGGCCCUUUGAUUUUGAUAUUUGCGCGUACAUUGAGGAGGAAAAACGCUCUAACAUGCAGCGAAUCCGUGCGCUACCAUUGUCGAAUCAAGAUACUGACUGGAUAAUACAGUCCUACCUUUUGCAUUGUGGUUACGCAGAAACGUUCGAAACGCUUUGUGGAUCCCAACCUCCUCCAGGGCAAGGCCAACUUCUCGAAAUGCUGGAGAUUCGGAAGGCCAUCCGACGCUUGAUACUGACAGGAGAUAUCGCAGCAGCACAGGCAUUGACGCACCUUCAUUUUCCCUCAGUUCUGGAUCCCGGUGGAGGUUCGCGCAAUGUGCGACUCCGCUUGUUUUGUGAAUGUCAACAAUUUGUUGAGCUCGUGAGAAAAGGGGCGCAAGAGGAUGAACUCAUUAGUACGAUGCAGACUAAUCUCGGAACAUUUUAUCGCGGCGACGUAGAAGGGUGCCACUUGGAUGACGAAUUGCAUAAGAUGUUACAGGCAGUAGUUUCGUUAAUCGCCUAUGACAAUCCUUCGGCUGCGCCGCAGCAAGAGCUACUUGACGAGAGGCAACGGGAGGUGGUAGCAGACAUGUUGAAUGACGCAAUCAUUGCCUCAAUGAGUAACCCGCCACCCUCUCUUAACUUGGACCUCCUCCUGCGUCAGCUUGUUUUGGUCCGCAGUCGCUUGCGCGUUUUCCAAGAUGGAGUCGAUUCCCGGAGCAUCGGAAAAGGUCAUUACAGUCCUAGGAGAGGGACGGAAGGAGGCGAAGAACUUCGGCCCUCGUCUGCUUAUUCGAGAGCAGGGCUAGAGUUGGCGGAUAUCACGGCGGAAGUUGUUGCGUAGAAACAGGUCAACCGUAUCACAAUGACGGGUAGAAAGUGUAUGAUUCUUGUGGUUCUUUGCAUGGAAUAUCUUCCUUGCGAUUAGCUUUACACGGCGGAUUCUAAUACGUGUGUUUUCUUUGUACAUAUUAUCAAAUAAAAGAGCAUUACAUGGCAC
Molecule: messenger RNA, 2223 nt
Organism: Spizellomyces punctatus DAOM BR117
Lineage: Eukaryota; Fungi; Chytridiomycota; Chytridiomycetes; Spizellomycetales; Spizellomycetaceae
Exons: 13
Coding region: 550-2067 (505 amino acids)
Biological process (GO): cytoskeleton organization; cell surface receptor signaling pathway
Cellular component (GO): cytoplasm
Molecular function (GO): protein binding
Source: RefSeq, a predicted model, not a curated record